Messenger RNA from Tribolium madens (black flour beetle), 589 nucleotides. Its product is annotated as protein takeout-like. The annotation marks the transcript as partial. The transcript is spliced from 2 exons. NCBI's taxonomy places the organism in Eukaryota, Metazoa, Arthropoda, Insecta, Coleoptera, Tenebrionidae. The record is from RefSeq and is a predicted model, not a curated record.
UUUGAUUUUGAUAAAAAAAUCCUAUUUGUAACAGGGAUUUUUCCGAAUAUUACCAGUAACUGUGAUUAUCAACUAGACGGUAAAGUCCUACUUUUGCCGAUUAAGGGAUCCGGCAAAAGUAAAGUCGUUGCAAAAAAUUUAGCUGUGGAUGCUGUUUCCAAGUUCGAAAAAUAUAGAAAAAAUAUCAAAACUUUUAUCAAAAUCACUGAAACUGGUCUGAAAGUGAACCCAGAACGGGUGAUUUUCAAUUUCGACAAUUUGUUCAAUGGUGAUAAGACACUAGGUGAUAACAUAAACCAACUCCUUAAUGAUAAUUGGGAGAAAGUUUUUAAUGACGUGAAAAGUGGUUAUAUUGCAAUCGUGAGCAAAAUUCUCACGAGUUUAUUUACGAAUUUUUUUGCAAAAGUGUCACUCGAGGAAGCUUUAGACUAAUUUUUCAACUCACUUAAUAUCCUAGACACUGCACAAGAACAUAUUUAUUGUAAACUAAUGAAAUACUUCGACUGAUUGCCUCACUGUUACUUUCAGUAUGAAUUAAAGUAAAUGUAGUGUAAUUACCUGUUGAAUAAUCAUAAUACAAUAAAACAUU